This is a messenger RNA of Scatophagus argus, 1503 nucleotides long. RefSeq names its product brix domain containing 2 (gene brix1). The record is from RefSeq and is a predicted model, not a curated record. Gene Ontology annotation, biological process: ribosomal large subunit assembly; rRNA processing. Bases 45 to 1070 code for a protein of 341 amino acids. The transcript has 10 exons. Gene Ontology annotation, molecular function: rRNA binding. Gene Ontology annotation, cellular component: nucleolus. NCBI's taxonomy places the organism in Eukaryota, Metazoa, Chordata, Actinopteri, Scatophagidae.
UGCCUGCGCUUGAAGCUACGCGAGAUUUGUGUCAGUCUACGAACAUGUCGGCGUUCAAGAGAAAACGUGGAGGACAGACUCAUGUUGAUAAAAAGGCAAAGAAAGUCAAAUUUAUUGCGGCUGACGGCGAAGGACCCGAUGAAGCAGAACAAGAGAAGAAAAACGAGGUCACAAUUCCUGCACCUGUUUCGUCGGGUAAAUGGACCAACAAGGAAAGGGUUCUCAUUUUCUCGUCAAGAGGAAUUAAUUUCAGAACAAGACACUUGAUGCAAGACCUGAGGACCAUGAUGCCUCAUUCAAAAGCAGAUACAAAAAUGGACAGAAAGGACAAGUUGUUUGUUAUUAAUGAGGUUUGUGAAAUCAAAAACUGCAACAAAUGCCUCUUUUUUGAGGCCAAGAAGAAGCAGGACCUCUAUAUGUGGAUUUCAAACAGCCCUCAUGGACCUUCUGCAAAGUUUCUGGUUCAGAACAUUCAUACACUGGCUGAACUCAAGAUGACAGGAAACUGCCUCAAAGGAUCCAGACCGCUGCUCUCGUUCGAUCCUACAUUUGACAAGGAGCCCCACUAUGCUUUACUCAAGGAGCUCUUCAUCCAGACCUUUUCCACUCCACGCUACCACCCCAAGAGUCAGCCUUUUGUGGACCAUGUCUUCACAUUCACCAUUGCAGACAACAGGAUAUGGUUUAGAAAUUACCAGAUCAUUGAGGAGGAUGCCUCUCUAGUGGAGAUCGGCCCUCGCUUUGUUCUCAACCUCAUCAAGAUCUUCCAGGGGAGUUUUGGGGGGCCUACACUCUAUGAAAACCCAGGCUUCCAGUCUCCUAACAUGCACCGGCGAGAACUCAGAUUGGCAGCAGCAGCCAGAGUGCGCGAGAAGCAGAUGUUGAAGGAAAUGCAGAAAAUGAAGAGGACUGAAGCAAAGUCAGAUCUGGACAAAGACGUUACAGCUGACGUCUUCCUCACACCAGCUGAUGAGAAGCCCGUUCACAUCCAGACAGAAGCACCAGAGCCAAAAAUGGUGAAGAAGAACAAACAUAAAGCUUUCAAAAGGCAAAGGAUGGCACGCAGGUAACUCGAUGAACUGGAUCACGUUGAGUGAACGGCUUACUGCUGCCAUGACUCAACAUUUGAGAAAAAUGUGCUAUACAACAGUGCAGUCAGGUCAGAAGUCCAAUAUCUUUGUUCGGUUAUGAAAAGACUCAGUGUGCAACAUCUUGUCGUUUAAGUAUCAUAUUUGACAGUACUAGAGAAAAUAUGAAAUAUGCACAUGUUGUGUUUGAUGUAUGUCACCAUAUUUUGUAGAUUCACACAAUAUAUAUUUUUCUCCCUCCUUCAGGAGGGCUGUGCUGAUUGUAGCUUUUACAAUAAAGCAAACAACAUUUGCCCCUUCUUUUUGAUAAAACUAAAUAUUCCAUAAGUGUAAAACUUAAAAACUUGUUUAUUGCUUUGGAGUGACUACAACUGUUUUCUAUGUCAUGAAAAUAAAUGAUUCAAACAAACAAACA